Colletotrichum phormii is the source of this 915-nucleotide messenger RNA. RefSeq lists its product as uncharacterized. The transcript has a single exon. Gene Ontology annotation, molecular function: catalytic activity. Lineage: Eukaryota; Fungi; Ascomycota; Sordariomycetes; Glomerellales; Glomerellaceae. Gene Ontology annotation, biological process: nucleoside metabolic process. The annotation marks the transcript as partial. The record is from RefSeq and is a predicted model, not a curated record.
GAAGACAGGACGAGAGACGAGGGAUCCAACCUCGACAAGCGCCAGAAAGUGCGGCACAGCAAAAAUGUCGAAGACCGCUUGACGCAAGGUUUUGAAGGAGAUAUCAGGCUUCGUCACACCGACUAUACUGUUGGAUGGAUAUGCGCACUUCCGAUCGAAAUGGCCGCAGGGCGCGCCAUGUUGGAUCGAAUCCACGAAGACCUACCCACGAGAGGCAACGAUACGAACGCUUACAUCUUGGGGAAUGUUGGCAAGCACAAUAUUGCCAUGGCUUGCUUGCCUGCUGGCCAAUAUGCGCCGGACUUUUGAGUCCAUUCGAAUUAGACUGAUGGUUGGAAUCGGCGGCGGCGUACCCGGCAACAUCAAUAUUCGACUCGGGGACGUUGUAGUCUGUGAUAAGGUACUGCAGUACGACUUGGGCAAGAUUAUUACGGGUAACCGUGUCCAGCGAACUGGGACUGCUCGCGUCCCUCCCCAAAUUCUUCUCAACGCAGUCUCCAAGCUGAGAGCGAUCCAUGAGACCAGACCGAGUGAAAUUCCCGCCAUCUUGCAAGACAUGCAUAAGCGCCACCACAACAUGGCUGAAUAUGUUUGUCCUAGCUUGGACGAGGACCGAUUGUUCCGCGCGACCUACGAUCAUGAAGGCUCAAAUAAUUGCAAGAACUGUAGCCUUGCUGAAAUACAACAUCGAGAUAGAAGGGCAACGUGUCACCAAAGAAUCCACUUUGGCGGUAUUGCAUCCGGCAACCAGGUUGGGAAAUGCGGCAGGACCCGAGAUGCAUUGGCCAAGGAACUAAAAAAAUUGUGUUUUGAAAUGGAAGCUGCUGGCUUGAUGGAUAAUUUUCCUUGCCUAGUAAUAAAAGGACGUGCCGGGCGCAAUGCCGACAUGGUCUAUACUAAUCUAAACUAUAUUAC